ACAAGACAGGGGCGCGGGUGGGGAGCGCGGCGGCGGGGUACUAAUUGCUGUCCGCCGAGACCUGCGCGUGCGCCGCCGGGAUCAGUGGCGCUCGGCGCGCACCUCCGAGGAGUUGUGGGUUAG
Molecule: messenger RNA, 123 nt
Organism: Leptosia nina
Lineage: Eukaryota; Metazoa; Arthropoda; Insecta; Lepidoptera; Pieridae
Source: the annotation of a GenBank genome assembly